Molecule: messenger RNA, 1089 nt
Organism: Mucor mucedo
Lineage: Eukaryota; Fungi; Mucoromycota; Mucoromycetes; Mucorales; Mucoraceae
Exons: 5
Source: RefSeq, a predicted model, not a curated record
AAUACGUAACAAUUGAUAUUACUACUUUAAGGACUCUUGUUAAUAGAUUUCAUGAGUCUAUUUGAUUUGAAAAAACUAGGACAAUCUGGAAGGUAACGAUUCUGUCUUAUAAUUUUGGUUCAUAUAAAAAAAAUAACAUUUUAUAUUAUCGCAGUGUCACUGAAAUGCUUAAUAGAAGAAAAGUCAUGAUGCGUAAUAUUCUUUGUACGGACGGGCGUUCGGCUGACUUUUUGUUUACCCAAGGACAAUGAAGAUAUAAAGCUUGAAAUGAACGAUUUUGAAACAUGGGAGAUGCAAGACGUAGUCAGAUUGUGGGGUGCUGAUCCGGGUGUCACUGACAUCUUUGUUGCGAGCGAUGGAAAUGGAAAUGAUGCGCAUGAAAUAAGGUCCAUAUCGACAGCGGAGUACUACGUUAAAGCUGGCUAUAAAAAAAAUCAGGUAACAAUGAAUUCGCUCAAGCAAGAAGAAGGGAUUACUACAAUUGAAACGAAUAUUCCAACCCAUCGAACUUCAAAGCUAUCAAUCUUUGAGCAACAUUUACAAUAUUACUUCACCCAUCUAGACACGCUAUUACAAUUCUAUGAUGGUCGAUUUACGGAUCUUCGUUUCUCUAAUUACCGUGGUCAGCAAAGAAUGGAUAAUGAACUUGUAAACAUAUUUUGUUCAGGCGGUAAAAAAUAUAAUCCGGACAAUAAAACCCAUCCGCGCAGAAAUAAGGCAAAGGCGCCAAAAGAAAAAGAAAAAGAAGAAUAAGAAAAAAUUGACUUUGCAGGUGGGAAAAAGCUCACUAUCGGCGCCAGCAACAGCUUACACUACUGUAUCUGUAACAACGAGCGGCCCUUCAACCGAGACUCAAAAUCAGAAAUGGAAGAAAGCUCCCUUCAAGAACGAGAAGAAAGUGCCUUUGAUCGCCUUAGGAAAUGCAGUAUUUAACGUGACAAUGAAAGGAAAGCAAUCUGGUAUGCUUCAUAGGUUAAGGAAAAAGAUGGAAGAAGCAAGUGCAGAUGAAAGGCUGAUUCUGGUGUAUACCGAUGAGUACCUUACUUCACAGAUGUGUUCCAAUCCUUCCUGCUUGCUGAAAACACUGGA